Messenger RNA from Dissoconium aciculare CBS 342.82, 740 nucleotides. RefSeq lists its product as uncharacterized. The record is from RefSeq and is a predicted model, not a curated record. NCBI's taxonomy places the organism in Eukaryota, Fungi, Ascomycota, Dothideomycetes, Mycosphaerellales, Dissoconiaceae. The transcript has 2 exons. Bases 140 to 685 code for a protein of 181 amino acids.
CCACGAUCUUUAUGAGGUCUCUCGAUUGAGCUAAUAUCCUCUGAUCAUCAUCAACACAGCGGAACGAUGAUGCAGCAGCUCUUCUCUUCUCUUGUACAUUGAACAUUUAGACUUCGGCUUGUCCUGAACGACGCCAUGGAUGGCAGACACGCUUCCCUUGCUUCUUAUAUCAUGUUUUCUGCUUUUAAUCUUGCAUUUAGCUACGGUGUCACGAAGAACAUGUACCCAUAUUAGUUUGGCCAUCGAGUCAUUGCGUCGCUACUGCGUGCAGCAUUUCCGGUGUCAUCACAAUGGGUGGAUAUCCAUCAAUGCUUCAAUCAAAAGUCAUCUUUCACGAUCUCGCCGUGCAGAAAAUAGAACAAGUCUUACAUAUCAUGAUGAUCAUGACCAGAAGCCAACGAUCUUUCCUCAAAGCGCGUUGUUAGGAAAGAUAGCAGAGGAGAUCAGGUUCUUACCGGCUUCGACAGUCCUCAAUCUGGCUCAUCAUCCGCAAAUCUUCGUGCGUGCUUCGGGUUUGAUGACGACAAAUUGUCCCUUCGAGAGAAUUGAGAUAAUCGCGGUCUCUUCAAAUGACAAAUGGAUAUUCAUGUUCCAGCAUCCCCUGCUUUGUCCCAAAACAGGUCUAUUUGUCAUUGACUAUGGAAGGACGAUCCCAGUAUGUUCCAGAACACUACGAUGUCCAUGAAUCCAUUGGUGAUCCGCUGAUCGACAGGGUAUUAUCAUGGCUUCUUCUUUGCCCG